AUGUCUCCAGUAUGGUUAUACGUACCCGCUGUGGGUGAAAUUCUUCAGCUUGUUCAGCUUGCUCAUGAGGAGCAUCCGUUUGUCUCCAUUACUACAGGAUCGUAUGUUGUCGUAGGGUACCUCGCUAAUAACAACCAAGUAUCACCUAUCUACUGCGAAAGAUCCUUCCAGGAGGCCCAGCCUUGGACUGGUCGGCUUACGCAACUUGGGUGGCUGAUUGCCCCUGGCGAGAGGGAUACUACCCACCUUCAUGAGUUAUUCACAGCGACAAGGUAUCCCAUGCCUACUUGGCUCCUCCAAGAGCUGUUGAACGCUUCAGUUCAAUUCUCUUAUGCUCCGUUUCCGGAUGGGUAUCCACCUCCCAUUGUCACCCCAGUACAACAACUCAUGAGGCGCCGUCUCCCGCCAAUUCAAGUGCUUUCGAUAACACGCUCGAAGAUGUCCUCCUGGCUCCUGCUUCUUUUGACCUCACACCCACGGAGUUUCAAGAGCUCGAUUGUGGCUAUAACUCUGGAAAUUGUCCACCGUUACCUCUCUCAGCGGUAUCGACGAUACAGCUCUGCCCUUUUGGAUAAAGUGAAUGGAUUAGACGAAGUAGAUGGGGUUCUCACCAAGGAGCCAGCCCUCGAGGUUUUUAUCCUGACUUGCAAUGGAGAAAGUCUAAGGGUGGUGUGUGGGACACUUGAACAGAAAGCAACGAGAGAGCCUCACCCGCUCAAUGAAGAAGACAUUUGGUGGCGGGUCAUGAUGCUCACUAGGGCCCUGUUGUUGGAG
Molecule: messenger RNA, 774 nt
Organism: Suillus discolor
Lineage: Eukaryota; Fungi; Basidiomycota; Agaricomycetes; Boletales; Suillaceae
Exons: 6
Source: RefSeq, a predicted model, not a curated record